GCGACCGCCGUGGACAAAGCAACGUACCGCCAGCAGUCGCAGCGCAGCGCACGGAUAUAUAGCAAAAGCUAACUACCAGAUACAAAACGCAACACACACCUGCCCAUCCACAUAACCACACUCGGCAUAUAGAACUAUACGAGUAUAUAUGCUUGAGAAUCAGAAGCGCGCGAGGGCGUCACGCGUUCAUAUACAUCAGAUAUAGAUAUAUAGAUCGAGCGAUCGACCGACCAGCGAACAUAUAGCAAGCGGUGGUUAUUUUUUCAUCUUAUUUUAUUGUGACAAAAACCGCGACAAGUGUUUAAAAAUAGUUGUUGUGCCCCCCCAGCGAAUAUAAACUCCCAGCUAGCAAACUCGCCCGCCAAACUGAAAACCAACUAAAAACUGAAACCAACUGAAGCCCAGUUAAACUACAAACAGCAGCAAUAUGGUCGAGACCGUUGUUAAUAUCGAGCGCACCACCACAACAACGACGAACGGACCGCCAGGUGGGGCGAACCCGACCGUGGGCAGCGAUGGCGGCUUCUGGGGCGCCAUCCGCCUCAACAUCGACUAUUUCCGCACCGUGCCGGGCAUCAUCAAAAUUGCCGAGUUUGUGCUGGGCAUCAUCUGCAUGGCAUUGGCGGCACCUCCAAUGACCUCGGCCACCUCGUUCUUCAUGUUCGUGAUCGUCAUCUCGUUCAUCAUCAACAUUCUGCUGAUCGCCGCCUAUUUCCUGGGCAUUCGCGAGGCCCUCAACGUGGCCGUCAACUGGAUAUUCUCGGAGCUGAUCACCACCGCUGUGCUGACGCUGCUGUACUUCAUCGGAUUCAUCGUCCAGCUGGCCAGGUGGUCGGAUGCCACGGGCAAAGGUUCCGGUUCGAACACCGCCGCCGGCGUCUUUGGACUCUUCAAUUUCCUGGUCUACGCGGCGGGCACGUACUUCCUGUUCGUGGCCCACAGGUCCGGGGCCACCCACUAAGUGCGGCCAACUCAGUGACUGGAGCUUAGUCUAGAGUUAUGUCUAAUUGUUUACUGAAUAAGUGCAGAUCGAGUACUUGUAAUUUUGCCUCUUUAUUUGCCGUUUUUUUUUGUUUGUUGUUAAUUUAUGCGUGUGAGCAUAUGCAAAUCGACAAUGGAAGUCGACUUGAUGUGUUUUUAAUGUUAUUUUAAAUGGCUAACUAACGUUUAAGUCUUAAAUCCACCAUAACUACGCAAACGAUUGGGGUGGGCAUCCCAUGUAAUGCAUUAACUUUUACCAUUUCAUGACUUACAUCUAAUGAUUUUGUGUUUUUUGAUUUGUUAUCAAC
Messenger RNA from Drosophila teissieri, 1289 nucleotides. Its product is annotated as CKLF-like MARVEL transmembrane domain-containing protein 8. NCBI's taxonomy places the organism in Eukaryota, Metazoa, Arthropoda, Insecta, Diptera, Drosophilidae. The coding region runs from base 428 to 961 and encodes 177 amino acids. The record is from RefSeq and is a predicted model, not a curated record. Gene Ontology annotation, cellular component: membrane. The transcript is spliced from 3 exons.